This is a messenger RNA of Microthlaspi erraticum, 306 nucleotides long. The record is from the annotation of a GenBank genome assembly. Lineage: Eukaryota; Viridiplantae; Streptophyta; Magnoliopsida; Brassicales; Brassicaceae.
AUGUUUACACGUGGAUGUGAUGUUCAAAAUCUCAGAGAAGAGAUAUCACAUUAUAUUGUUAGAUCGACACAGAGAGGAAGGUUUUUGAAGGUUCAAUCAAACCCGGACGAAGUAGCUGAAAUCAAGUGUUUGAGCCGGGAAGAGUUGAAGGAGCUGGUGAAGAAAGCAGAUGCAGGUGAGGAAGGUUUGAAACUGUCUCCAUGGUUUAGAUUGGUGGUGGACACUUUUUUGAUGAAGUGGUGGGAUCAUGUUGAGAAAGGAAUUUUGGCUGAAGCUAUAGACAUGAAAAUCAUCCACAAACUCUGA